AUUUUGUUUGAUUCGCCGGAGAUCUGGAAUGCCAAACAAAUCAGUGGGAAAGAAAUUACCUCCUUGCUAGAAUCCCUUCUGCACCUUGCAUGGAGACUUCUGUUUUUAGUGUCUGUACAUCUCUUGAAGACAAUUCUUCCAGCAUCGCUUGCCUUAAAGAGGAAAUACAAACAAAGCGAGCUGUCAGUGGAAGCAGCCUAUGCUUAGCAAAGAAGACGUACAGAUGAAGAAAAACUACUGGGGGCAAGUGCAUAGUUCAGAAGUCAGCAAAACUGUCAGAAGAAUAUGAUUAUUGUGGAAAGCGGGCAGAGGGAAGGACUUCAGGUUGGCAAAAGCAAUGAAGGAUCAAGCAAACCAAGAUAUCAGUUCUUAGAAACGGACAUGCUUUAUGAAGAAAAGGCUUCGAUGGACCACACAGGGAACACGUUGCUACAACUGAGCCAAGACAGGAAACUCUGCAGGAAUAUGUUGGUCUCUAAAGAGAUCAAUGUGUCGAAUGUGUAUAAUCUGACUUUGUAUGUUGAAGAUGCAAUGAACUGCUCUUGCGAGAAGAGUCUCCCUCCACUCUGUAACACCUCUCUUCAUGAAAACAGUCCUCUUCCCGAGAAAAACUGGCCCGCCUUGCUAGUUAUCGUUGUGAUGAUUGUAACAAUCGCUGGAAAUAUUCUUGUCAUCAUGGCUGUAUCAUUAGAGAAAAGGCUGCAGAAUGCUACAAACUAUUUCCUGAUGUCACUUGCCAUUGCUGACAUGCUCUUGGGGUUUCUUGUCAUGCCUGUAUCAAUGCUGACAAUAUUAUAUGGUGAGUACAACAGUUCAUGUACUUUGGGCAAACAGAUGCUGCGAGGCCGCAUCCCAAAGGUAGGAGAGGCUGGGCCCACAGAGGCGGAGGGUAAAGCGGGCCCAAGGGCUCUGCAGAGCUGCAGCAUCCCUGGGAAAAAUGCAAGGGGAAGCAAUCUCAAGCAACUGCAAGGUAUUUCAAUGCCGGUUCCUGUGUUUGGGCUACAUGAUCAUUCCAAGGUUUUCCGGAAUGGAAGCUGUCUGCUUGCGGAUGAGAAUUUUGUCUUAAUCGGCUCUUUUGUGGCAUUUUUCAUCCCAUUGGUUAUUAUGGUGAUCACCUACUUUUUAACCAUCAAAUCUCUCCAAAAGGAAGCCAUGCUGUGCAUGAAUGACCUCCAUUCGAGACCCAAGUUUGCCUCGUUCAGUUUCUUCCCUCAGAGUUCUCUGAUUUCCAACAAAUUCUUCCAACGCUCUUUGAGCAAAGAGUCGGGAAUCUCUGGAAGAAGGACAAUGCAAUCCAUCAGUAACGAACAGAAAGCAUCCAAAGUACUUGGGAUUGUCUUCUUCUUGUUUGUUGUGAUGUGGUGUCCGUUUUUCAUCACCAACGUCAUGACAGUCAUUUGCAAGGAGGCAUGCAAUAAAGAGGUCAUUGAAAGGCUGCUUAACGUUUUUGUCUGGAUUGGCUACCUCUCUUCAGCUGUCAAUCCGCUUGUGUACACACUCUUCAAUAAAACCUACCGGACUGCUUUUUCACGAUACAUCAGAUGUCAGUACAGAGAGGAAAAGAAACCCUUGCAAAUGUUCUUGGCCAACACCAUCCCUGCCAUAGCAUGCCAUUCAGGCCAUCUUAAAAAGGAAUCGGAACUGUUGGCUAAGGACAUCUCUAUAGUGAACCAUGGAAGAUGUAAUUUGGAUGGGACUUUAAAGAGCAACGCCAGUCAAGAAAACGAAAAGGUUAGUUGUUUGUGACUGCGUGAACCUGUCUGCAGCUACCAUGGCAACUCUGGGAUGUUCCCCGAGACAUUUCCACCGCUUUUUCAGCUUCGGGAGAGCAGCUAGGAAGGCUCAAUCCUAUUCUGCUAUCGGUGGAAAUCUGAAUUUGGAUGCUAUAAUUCAGAGGUCCUCAAACUAAGGCCUGGGGGCCGGAUACGGCCCUCCAAGGUCAUUUAUCCGGCCCUCGCUCAGGGUCAACCUAAGUCUGAAAUGACUUGAAAGCACACAACAAGAUCAACAACAAUCCUAUCUCAUCUUCGUUCAUCUGGAGAGGCCCUGCUCUCGAUCUCACCAGCAUCGCAGGUGCGAUUGGUGGGGACGAGGGAGAGGGCCUU
Anolis sagrei ordinatus is the source of this 2105-nucleotide messenger RNA. The record is from RefSeq and is a predicted model, not a curated record. Lineage: Eukaryota; Metazoa; Chordata; Lepidosauria; Squamata; Anolidae.